Molecule: messenger RNA, 924 nt
Organism: Odobenus rosmarus divergens (Pacific walrus)
Lineage: Eukaryota; Metazoa; Chordata; Mammalia; Carnivora; Odobenidae
Product: transmembrane and coiled-coil domain-containing protein 5B-like
Exons: 11
Coding region: 1-924 (307 amino acids)
Source: RefSeq, a predicted model, not a curated record
AUGGAAGUAGCUGGACAGGACCCACUGGACGGUGUGCAGGAGAUGAUGGAAAUACCGAAAUUAGAAGUCACAAAACAAAACCUUGACUAUCUGAACUCAGACCUUGAAAAAGACCUGCAGAGACUGGAUGAGGCAAAUCAAGUUCUUCUCAGGAAAAUUCAAGAGAAGGAAGAAGCUAUUCAAAGUCUGGAAGGAGAGAUUGCCUUGUCACUAGGACGAGCCAACGAGAGGGAGGAGUUGAACCAUAUUGCAUCAGAGAAGGAGGAAACCUUGAGGAACCUGGAAUCAGAGACAGCAAAGCUGGAGAAAAGUAACAAGAUUCUGAGCAGGAAUGUGGUGGAGCUUCAGAAGAAGAUUUCAAGGAGACAUAAGAAUGAUGGCCUUAAUAAAGAAACCCUAAAGCAGAUGUUGGCAGAACUGAAGGUCAGACUACAAAAGUCAACAGAGUCCUGCACAAAGCAAGAGAAGGAACUGCUCAAGAUAGAGAGCGACUACCAAUCUUUGCAUCAGCUCUGUGAGGACCAGGCCCACUACAUAAAGAAAUACCAGGAAAUUCUGAGGCAGAUGGAAAAGGAAAAAGAGGUGAUGCUUCUUGAAAAAGAAGUAUUCAAAGCCCAGAACAACUCUUCCCAAAUUGUGAAACCUGGGUCAAUUCUGGUAGAGACCAUCCAAAGCAACAUGGAGAAGACCAUCAUUAAGAAACGGAAGAGAAUCUUUUGGUACAGGCAUUUCAGGUGCCUUGUCUUCAUGGUCAUGAUCUUCAUUAGGCUGCUGGGUUAUGCGCUUUUCCACCUGCAGUACAUAAACCCAGACCUUCUUGUGGAUGCCCUACCCAUGGUAAUGAGCAGGGACACCUUGAAGAGGCUGAGGGAGGUCUUAUUUCCCUUCCUCACUCUAGAGGUGGAAGAAGUUCUACCGCAUUAA